Messenger RNA from Vanderwaltozyma polyspora DSM 70294, 747 nucleotides. RefSeq names its product Tkp4 protein. The transcript has a single exon. The annotation marks the transcript as partial. Lineage: Eukaryota; Fungi; Ascomycota; Saccharomycetes; Saccharomycetales; Saccharomycetaceae. The record is from RefSeq and is a predicted model, not a curated record. Gene Ontology annotation, biological process: DNA integration.
AUGGACUUUAAACAUUCGAAGAAUCCACCAAAACUAUGUGGUAUGGAAAAUCAUCCUAUUACAAUUAAGGGUGAAGGAUUUCUUCAAAUAAAGAUUGAUAACAGUAAUAAAACUAUAAAGACGAAAGUCUAUUUUUGUCCGUACGAGAGUGCAACUGUAUUAUCGAUCGCAACAUUACAGGAAGACACUGGUUAUGAGCUCGAAAGAGGUUAUAAAUUCCUGACUAACAACAUUUUAAGAAUUAAGGUCUCCAAAGUGGAUAAAACCCUUUGGAUCAAUUCAAAUAACCUUUUGGUGAAAAAUGAAAUUAAAAAUAAAACAACCAGUAAUAAAACAGUCCGAGUUGUAACAAACAAAACGAAGAAGAAAGUUUCCAUUCAAGAAGCACAUGCAAAAUUCAAUCAUAUUGAUAAGAAUGUAGUUAAGGCUACCAUUGAAUCAGGUAUUUUUGCAGAUGUAGACGGUCUAAAAGAAACUAGCACUGAAAUUGCUCAAUAUCAAUGCGAAGACUGUUUAAGAGGAAAAUUGAAAAACCAUAAUCAUUACACAGGUUCCAUGAAUGCUCACUAUGUGAAUGUUCUACCAGGUGCAUCAUGGAGUAUUGACCUUCGUGGUCCAAUUGUACGUUCUCACAAGAACGUUCCUCACUACCUAUUAGUGAUGGUUGAUAAUGUAUCACGCUAUAUGAUGAUUAGUACACAUUUGGAUAAAUCAUCACAAUCGAUACCUCGACAAAUCAUCAAGAAC